Molecule: messenger RNA, 2124 nt
Organism: Corvus hawaiiensis (hawaiian crow)
Lineage: Eukaryota; Metazoa; Chordata; Aves; Passeriformes; Corvidae
Gene: SCLY
Product: selenocysteine lyase
Exons: 13
Coding region: 393-1844 (483 amino acids)
Source: RefSeq, a predicted model, not a curated record
AGCUGUGGCUGUGGGGCAGGGAGCAGGGAGCUGAUUGGUGGAACCAUGGCUGUGGGGCAGGGAGCAGAUUGGUGGAACCAUGGCUGUGGGGCACGGAGCAGGGAGCUGAUUGGUGGGGCCGUGGCUGUGGGGCAGGGAGCAGGGAGCUGAUUGGUGGAACCAUGGCUGUGGGGCACGGAGCAGGGAGCUGAUUGGUGGGGCCGUGGCUGUGGGGCAGGGAGCAGGGAGCUGACUGGUGGGGCCGUGGCUGUGGGGCAGGGAGCAGGGAGCUGAUUGGUGGGGCCGUGGCUGUGGGGCACGGAGCAGGGAGCUGACUGGUGGGGCCGUGGCUGUGGGGCAGGGAGCAGGGAGCUGAUUGGUGGGGCCGUGGCUGUGGGGCAGGGAGUAGGGUGAUGGGAGGCUGUGGUGCCCCAGGCAGGGCAGGGGCCUGGUCCCCCCUGUCGGUAACCCACGGUGCCAGGUUGGUGACGGUGACAGUGACGGUAACGGUGACAGCAGCGGUGACGGUGACAGCAGCGGUGACAGUGACGGUGACAGCAGCGAUGGGUGCGGGGACAGAGCCGGCGGAGGCGCAGUGUGACUCACUGGAGGGGAAGGUGUACCUGGACCACAACGCCACCACCCCGCUGGCCCCCGAGGUGGCCCAGGCCGUAUGGGAUGCCAUGUGCCAGGCCUGGGGCAACCCCAGCAGCUCCCACCCCACAGGCAGGAAGGCGAAGGAGCUCAUCGGCAGCGCACGGGAGAGCCUGGCCAGGAUGCUGGGAGGCCGCCCUGAGGACAUCGUCUUCACCUCAGGGGGCACGGAGGCGAACAACAUGGUGAUCCACACUGCCUGCAGGCACUUCCACGAGAGCCAAUCUGGGAGAGGGGACAGCCGGGGAACACCACAUAUCGUGACAUCGAGCGUGGAGCAUGACUCCAUCCGCCUGCCGCUGGAGCAGCUCGGGAGGGAGGGCCUGGCAGGGCUUGUCUCCUGGCCUGCAGAAGCCACUUUUGUGCCUGUGUCCCCAUGGAGCGGGCAGGCAGAGGUGGACGAUGUCCUGGCUGCCAUCCGGCCAAACACCUGCCUGGUCUCCCUCAUGUUGGCCAAUAAUGAGACAGGGGUCAUCAUGCCCGUCGCGGAGCUGAGCCAGCACGUCUGUGCCCUCAACCAGCGCAGAGCAGCGGAGGGGCUGCCCAGGGUCCUGGUGCACACGGAUGCAGCACAGAUGAUUGGCAAGGGGCGCGUGGACGUGCAGGAGCUGGGCGUGGACUACCUGACCAUCGUGGGACACAAGUUCCACGGCCCGCGGAUCGGAGCACUGUACGCCCGCGGCCCCGGCACCACCACCCCGCUGCACCCCAUGCUCUUCGGAGGGGGACAGGAGAGGAGUUUCCGGCCAGGCACUGAGAACACCCCGAUGAUCGCCGGCCUUGGCCAGGCUGCAGAGUUAGUGAGCAAGAACUGGGAGGCCUAUGAGGCUCAUAUGCGGGAUGUCCGGGAUUACCUGGAGGCCACGCUGGAGGCCUCCUUUGGGAAGCAGAGGAUUUGCUUCAACAGUCACUUUAAGGGCUCCAAGCGACUCUGCAACACCUGUAACUUCUCCAUCCUGGGCCCAGGCCUUCAAGGACGAAGGGUGCUGGCCCACUGCAAGGUGCUCCUUGCCAGCGUCGGGGCUGCCUGCCACUCUGAGAAGGGGGAUCGGCCCUCCCCGGUGCUGCUGAGCUGCGGGAUUCCCCUGGAGGUGGCGCGGAACGCGCUGCGGCUGAGCGUGGGGCGCAGCACGGCACGGGCAGACGUGGACAGAGCUGUGCAAGAUCUCGUGCAGGCUGUGGAGCAGCUGGAGCGGGACCCGGCCCCAUAGACCCUGGAACUGCUCCCCGGACACCACUCAGUGGGCAGAGCUCCUGUUGCCAGCUUCACCUGCUCCUCAAGGAAACAGUUGUAGGGGUGGCUGUGACUGUGCCAGCACUCGAGGGAACCCUGUGUGGCCCAGGGGGUUUCUGGUCUCUGGCAUCACCAACACUGAAGGACACAAGUGUCACAUGGAUCAGGAGCGUUGCCAGCUGGGCUGGCUGAUGUCAGGGAACUUGGUCUCCCUGGCUAUUCAUAGGAAUAAAAGUAAUUCCUGCUGCUUUUCACAA